This is a messenger RNA of Heteronotia binoei (common prickly gecko), 412 nucleotides long. RefSeq names its product IQ motif and SEC7 domain-containing protein 3-like. NCBI's taxonomy places the organism in Eukaryota, Metazoa, Chordata, Lepidosauria, Squamata, Gekkonidae. The transcript is spliced from 3 exons. The coding region runs from base 14 to 412 and encodes 132 amino acids. The record is from RefSeq and is a predicted model, not a curated record.
GGCUGGCCGGGCCAUGGAGACGCCGGCGGAGAACCCGAGCAAGGCGGCGGAGUACCUCAAGGAGCUCAACAAGAUCAUCGAGACGCAGCAGGAGCUGCUGGAGAAGCAGAAGCUCCGGAUUGAUGAGCUCGAGCAGCAAGUGGCCAAGCUCUAUCACGAGAACGCCCGGCUGCAGGACGAGCACCAGCGGCACCUGGCCACAUGCAGCCUGCUGCUCCUGCAGCAGCAGGGAACCCUUCCCGCCCCGCCGCCGCCGCCGAGGGACGGCCAAGACAACGCCAAGGAGGAACAGUCUGAAGUGGACAGCUCAAGAAGUAUAAGGACCCAGGUGGAUGAAAGAGGCAGCACAGCCUCAGAGCAAGGCAGGGCAGACCUGCUGCCCCUUCCGCCCACUCAGGACCCCAGUGGAUGA